Impatiens glandulifera is the source of this 1436-nucleotide messenger RNA. RefSeq names its product vesicle-associated protein 1-2-like. Gene Ontology annotation, biological process: endoplasmic reticulum membrane organization. Gene Ontology annotation, cellular component: plasma membrane; endoplasmic reticulum membrane. The record is from RefSeq and is a predicted model, not a curated record. The transcript has 9 exons. NCBI's taxonomy places the organism in Eukaryota, Viridiplantae, Streptophyta, Magnoliopsida, Ericales, Balsaminaceae. The coding region runs from base 328 to 1143 and encodes 271 amino acids.
CUCUAUAUACAAAUUUCCGGAUCACCAAACAACUGCCUUUUUCUCUCUCUCUCUCUCCCCAUCUCUAUCUACAGAUUACAGAUACACCAAACUCCAUUUUCUAGGGUUUAUCGCAAAAAUCCACAUCAAUCAUCACUCCUACCCGUUACCACCAAAGCAUCCUCUGUACAACAACAACAACAACAUCAACAACCGAUUUCGAUUCAGACGCCAAUUUUACGCAAUGAUUAGAGAUUAAGCUUGAUCUUUGCUACAUUCCUCAUAUUUAGUUGUUUGUAUGAACAAAUAUUGAGGUCAUUUUGAGAAGAAGAAGAAGAAGAAGAAAAGAUGGCUACAGAACUUAUGGAAAUUAAUCCAAGAGAACUCAAAUUCAUAUUCGAAGUAAUGAAGCAAUCAUCGUGUUCUAUUCAGCUUGUAAACAAGACCAAUCAUUAUUUGGCUUUUAAGGUUAAAACUACUUCACCCAAGAAAUACUGUGUACGGCCUAAUAUAGGUGUUUUGGAUCCAAAAGCAUCUUUUACAUUUGCUGUGACGAUGCAAGCACAGAAAGUAGCUCCAACAGAUUUGGUGUGCAAAGACAAAUUUUUGGUUCAAUGUGCAGCAGUUCCUGAAGGGACAGCGGAUGAUGAAAUCACUUCUAGCAUGUUUGCCAAAGAGGAGGGGAAGUUAGUUGAAGAGAACAAGCUGAAAGUGAUCCUUUUGAGUGCACAACAAUCACCAGUGUCAUUGCCUAUGAAUGGAACACUAAAGCAGACUUCUGAAGAUGAAGUGAAGCCCCGUAGCAUGGAGAACAUUGUAGAGACAUCCUCAUUGCAAAACAAACGACAAAUAGAAGAUAUGCAUGUAGAGCCUAAAACUAUCAAUGAUGCUGAAAAGACUAAACUACUUAAAGAGCUUGAUGAGACAAAGCAAAAACUAAUGGAUUUUGAAUCCAAGCUGAGGGAGGCUGAAUUUACCAUUGCGAAGCUGACAGAAGGGAGAAGAGGGCUCAAUCAAGAGAAAGAAAUUAUACAACAGGAGCUUGCUACUAUGAGAAGUACAAAAGUUAUAAGAAAAGUCCAAGUGGGGUUUCCUUUACUAUUUGUUGGUAUGGUGGCUAUAGUCAGCAUUGUUAUAGGUUAUCUUUUAUCAGUCUCAGCUUGAAGAAGAAACAUAUGAUUUGAGAUCAAAUUUCAGCAAAACAUUGCCAGAAGCAGCUAGAUACAAAAUAAAAUUUCACCAGAUUAUUAUGGUUGGUUGGCUGGUCGUAGAAUCUCUUGUAGAUUGCUGAAAGGUUUUCGUUAGUUCCUCUUUUUUCUUGAGAACAAUGUUUUUGGAACAAAAAUCGAGCUUGUGAAAGUGUAUUUCUAGAUCUAUAUAAGCAUUGGUUUAUCUAUGUGAAAAAAAGACUUUGAGUAUUUUGUUUAUACAACAUUCAAUAUAUUACCAACUUCUUA